Molecule: messenger RNA, 4000 nt
Organism: Haplochromis burtoni (Burton's mouthbrooder)
Lineage: Eukaryota; Metazoa; Chordata; Actinopteri; Cichliformes; Cichlidae
Product: active breakpoint cluster region-related protein
Exons: 22
Coding region: 96-2654 (852 amino acids)
Biological process (GO): positive regulation of GTPase activity; signal transduction
Cellular component (GO): membrane
Molecular function (GO): guanyl-nucleotide exchange factor activity; GTPase activator activity
Source: RefSeq, a predicted model, not a curated record
CGCACACAGGAAGUUAUGCUCGGGUCUCUACAGUCUCCUUUUGUGCACAGUUAAAAGAAAGAGGAAGUUUUGUGUCACCAGCUGAGUGCGUUUACAUGCUGCACACCGCGACACUCAGCCGGCGCGCAGAGAGGACUUGUUUUUUGGCUAUGGAUGUCUACCAGGAGGCUGUGCAAUAUCUGGAGUCACAGAACAUACCAGUGUCUGCUGCAGUGGCAGAAGAAGCUGAUGUCUUGGAAGAGGACGUUUUCCCAGAGGAGGCAGUGUCCUGUUUUCUCUCCCCGCUGAACACUGAGAGCGUGGACUUCCCUGACACCCCUACAACAUGCAGCAAGGAGGAAAUGCUGGAGAGGAGGCUCACGGUGCUGAAAGGCAUCCUGGAGAGCGAGGAGGUUUACCUCAGAGAGCUGGACACCCUGUUAAUGCCCAUGAAGGCUCUGCGGGCUUCAGCUGGGACCUCUCAACCAGUUCUGUCCAGCCAGCAGGUCCAGACCGUUUUCUACCAGGUGCCUGAGCUCAGAGACGUGCACCAAACUUUUUACUCAGGUCUGAAGGCCCGUUUGAGUGCUUAUGACCAGACUGAGAUCAGCCCUGGUAAUGAGACAGAAAUGAGAUGCAGAGGCUUUGAGCUGGUGGUCGGGGACCUGUUCCAGAAAAUGGUGAGCCAGAUUGGUCUGUACGGUGGCUUCAUUGAAAACUACGUGAAAGCUGUUGAAGUGGUUAGGAAGUGCACCCACUCAGACCCUCGCUUCCGAACUCUAGCAGAGAGCAUGAUGUCUAACAACGGCACAGACAAAGCUCGGACUACGUACACAUUUGAAGCUCUUCUUUACAAGCCCUUGGACAGAGUUACAAAGACCACAUUAGUGCUGCAGGAUCUCCUGAAGACGACGCCAACAGAGCAUAGAGAUUACACAGCCUUACAGGAAGCUCUGAGAUUGUCUCGCAGCUUCCUGUCUGGUGUCAACGAGAGUUCACAAAGUAAACGGGAGGUCACGUUAAGUCGUGGGAUGAGACGCCAGCUAAUGCGUGAUGGCUUUGUGGUGGAUGUGAGUGAGAGUGAACGCAGCCUGCGUCACCUCUUCCUUUACACCGACCUCCUGCUGUGCACAAGAUUUAAACAUGCAAAUAGAGGGAAGCAGGACCAGUACAGAUUCUGCUGGUAUCUGCCUCUCGCCGGUCUAAGACUUCGUUGGGUUGCAGACAAGGAACGGCCGCCAGAGACCAACGUGCGCUUACACAACAUACGAACAAAGAUGUACGUCCUGCGUCAGCAGCUACUACAGCAGCUCCGGCAAAAUCCGAAAACAUCCAGGAGCCUGGCAGCUCGUAGCCAGAAGAAACUGGAACAAAUGGAGCUGAUGUUGCUCACACACUUGAUUGCUUACAGACUGGAGCUGCACAGCCCCAGUGGCAAGAGUCACGCUCUCCUCUUCUCCUCUCUCUAUGAACUAGAAGAAUGGAGGCAGGCCAUACUCAAACUCACCACAGCUAACAUAGAAACUGUCCCUCCAGACUUGCUCACGUUGACCAGUUCGUGUGUGAAAUUGAGAAUGACCCAGCAGCCACCUCUACAUAGCACUGACGCCGGACUGAACGAGGAGGCGCUAUGUGGGACUUUGAGUGUGGCCAUUGAUUCUGCCGCUGGCCUACAGCAGCCAGCUUGUGUGUAUGUGUGUGUGGAAGUGGAUGGCUUCAAGUUUUACGAUCAGCAGACCCAGACACACUCUUCAGUCCUCAGCCUAAACCCUCACUGGGACCAGGAGCUGUCUUUCCAGGUGGACGGUGCACAGAACUUGAGGGUGUUAUGUGUGAGUCAGUCAAAUGGACAGGAUGAUACUGUUCUGGGAAAAAAUACAGUAAAGUUGGACUCUAAAACUCUGAAUAAGCGAUGGAAAAAACAGACCCUACAGCUGGGCCAGGUGGAGCUCACCCUCUCUCUCAAGUACUGUCCCCACCCACUGGGACCACCCAGCUCCACGGUUCAACAGCCGCCAAUCUUUGGCGUCCCCAUUGAAACCGUGGCAAAACAGGAGGGAGUGCUGGUUCCUCAUGUGGUGCGAUGCUGCGUGGAGGAAGUGGAGAGGAGAGGCAUGGACGAGGUGGGAAUCUACAGGAUUUCAGGAACAACCAGUGAAAUCAGCACGCUCAAGGCUGCGUUCAACAACAAUCUCCGUGAAGCGGUGACGAAGCUGAGAAGCGCAGAAGUGAACGCUGUGUCUGGUGUUCUCAAACUUUACUUCAGAGAGCUGCCUGAACCCCUGAUACCCACUGAGCUUUUUCAGAGUCUGACAAGAAGUCUAGACAUCCAAGAACAAAACCCACGGCUGGUCUCCAUGUUGUCCCUGCUGCAGUCUUGUCCUGAUGCCAACCGCCACACCUUCCUCUACCUGCUGCAUCACCUCCAACGAAUCUCAGAGAGGCAACACAUUAACAAGAUGUCUCUACUAAACCUUGCCACUGUGUUUGGGCCGAGUCUCCUACGCCCCCCAGUGGCUGGGCAGGGACACCAUGGGCCCACUGUGGAUAUCUCUCAGGAGGUGGUGGUACAGGUCCAAGUCGUUUUCAGCUACCUGCAGUGCAACAACCUCCCUGAAGCCCAGCUCUCUCUGCCACAUGACUCAGACACUGAGGAUGAGGCCACCCACAUAUGAGACCACCAGCUGUGUCAUGGCCAGCAAGACAUAUAAAUGGUUAGAAACCACACUGUGAGAGACUGCUGUAAGAUUACCAAUAAGAAUAAACCUAUUUAUUGAAUUUUAAAAAAUGAACUCUUGUGUGUUUUUUGCUACAUUUAAAAUUUGCAAAAUUUGUUGUUAGAUAUGUCCCGAACAGCAGGUCGUAAAAGACACGUCAAGCAUUUAAACUGGCCAAAGCUAAAAUAGUUCUAUACCUACAUCACACAUUAUAUUAAACUUACAUAAUAUAAAGUAGGAAGCAAAGCAAACCAGUAUUUUCAACAGUAGAUUCAGACAAUGAUGACUUUUCGUGCCAGUUCAGUGCAUUCAUGACCUGUUAGGUAUACAGCAUACCAACAAAGUCUAUUUAGUUUUCAGUAAAAAGUCAUCUUAAGGAAUCAAAACUGAAAUCUAUUCAAUGUUAUUUAAUUCCCUUAUUUUUUUAAUUCUAAGAAUGACUGCCCAGGCAAAAUUAAAACCCAAUUUUUAAAUUUCUGUCUUUUUCCUCAUUUUUACUCAAAGCUGCUCACAGGAACUUUAGCAAAAAGGGUGAUUUUAAGUAGGUUUUUUCAGAGUAAGUGAAGUAGAUUGCAGUGGCACACCAAGUGCUGUGAAGGUGAGAUGUGGCUGCAGAAAAAUCAACCACAUUUCAUUUGUAAGAAGGUCAGCGGUCACCACUCUGAGCCUGAAAUCUAAUCGGUUAUGGUUCAGAUCCAACUAGACGGAGUUCAGUAUGCUCCAUAAAAGUCAUGCACACACAGGCUCCACAUACAGCAUGCUGGAAGCCUCCACCCACACACACAGCCCACGUUUGACCCAUCUACACCACAUAUGGGAGUCUCUUUCCAGCCACGCCACCUGGGCAGGCCGGGCUAAUGUUACCUCCAACCUUUUACCCCAGUGCCCCCGCCAUCAGUCUUUUGAUCGCUAAUCCUGGACUCCGAGUCCUGCGCACAGGGUACUAAUAGACUGUAGAGUGUGUUUAGACGCCAUAAAAACAUCCAGAAUGAGCCCCCAUCCCUCCCAAAAAAGAAACGAAUGGCAGGGAUCACCCUGUUGCUCCCUCUGCUAUAAAUCACCUGUCCCCUCUAACACGGUGGCUGCCAAAAUAAGGUUCUGCUUAAUGACUACAAAGACAAAACGAGCCUCCCAUUGCAGACUACAAAGGGAGCAGAGCUGAGGAAGGCCUGACACAUCCCAGACAUUUGUGGCCAAAUAGGGACCAGACGACCGGUCAACACCUGCGACUGGUGGGAAAACUUUAAUGGGAAAAGUCAAGCUGUAGCCACGUGACGGCAGGUCCUCACGGUCUCAUGCAAAAA